Messenger RNA from Symbiodinium sp. CCMP2592, 1890 nucleotides. Lineage: Eukaryota; Dinophyceae; Suessiales; Symbiodiniaceae. The record is from the annotation of a GenBank genome assembly.
AUGGUGACGACGACGACCAGCCAACGGGCCACGCAGACACCUUCUCCGCCGACACGCCAGAGUGAGUGUUCCGGACCACUUGCGCCCGGAGCUGAAACGACCAGAUGCAAAGGCCAUGGAGAAGGGGACCACAUGUCACUCAUCUGCAACGUUGCCGCGAAGUACUUAGAGUACGAGGCAGCGAGGGUGGUGUCACUGGUGGCAGAUUUCCGAUCCGGAAAGCGGACAGAAAAGGAGUGGGACACCGACCUGGACGAGGACACAAGGCAACAGCACCACAAGGCGCGACAGCUGGGGGCCCGACCGCUCCAGCGGCGGAGCGCGACAGGACCAGAUCGGCACAGCCCGACAGGUCAAAGGGCCGUGGCAAGAAGGGCGGACACGGCCCACACAGAGGCUCGCCACGACUUGAUGUCGAUGAGACAGAACCCCAACUUCCCGAGCACGCUCACCGAGGCCUACCUGUCCCAGAUUAUCUCUGGAUAUAUGCGGCACGGAGACAUAGCUUUUAAGUCGUGGUUGCACCCGGGCGGAAGGCACGAGGGUACAGGCCCAACCGUAUACGUGUCUCGUUCCGAGAGCGUACGCAGCAAACAGCUGGGACAAAGCUCCAAAACUGAGCUGAAACAACAUGACGUAAAUAUACGGCGGUGCAGUGGACAAGCGAUCAAGCUUGGGAGUGGCGUGAGACCGAAGAAUCUGCUCACCAGUGGACCUAUACUUAUCGCUAUGCAUGAUCACCGUCCUCGCCACAUGUUGAUCUUCUUGAUCCCUCCGCGAGGAGGCGGUGCGUACAACGUGGGAGGACAGCUUCCGGAUCUCCACGCAAGCGACCUGAAGCUGAUGAAGCAAGAGACCUGGUUGAUGUUUGAGGAUUCCUCUAGGAACUUCAACACUCACGACGACCUGCUGAUGCAGGCCCUGGGGCUUCCGUCAGUGACGAUCUUUGUCCUGGCGAACGCGGAGUUCCAGCCCGGAUCCCUUGAGAGGACCGGCGCCCGGGUGAUCGUGCGACACCCUGGGUGCAGGAUGAUCCUCUUGGAGGACGUCGGAUGGCAGAAUCAGAAGCAAAUCGCUAAAGAGAUUGCCAAGACCCGUCACGACUUCCUGCUCUGCUUUCUUUGUACAGCUUGGAAGACCAAGUCGGUCUUAGCGGACAGGCCCGCGUUUAUGGACGAGGCAGAACUCGCCGAGGAAGCAGACUUCUUAGACACGUUGCCUCUAGCAGGGAUGAACUACUGGUGCAGGUACUUCGGAGCGCAGGUUCGCACACACCCUGUCUCAGCUCCACCACCUUACGAGUUCAACCACACCGUUUCGGUAGACGCGUUGGAGGCUGCAGACUACACGGGCAAAGAUGAUGUCAAGGACGCCGUGCUGGAUGCGCAGGUGGCGAAGAACGAGUUCAUGCGUGUCGGAGGUGUCAGCCCCACACAGUGGGUGCUUGGACGACUUCCCCGCGGAGUCGGACACGUCUUGGACGAGGUUGAGAGAGAACAGCAGAGGCACAUAGAUGCCACCGGGGAUGAUCUAUUACUAGACGACCCAGACGAGCCAACAGACGAUGGUAUCGGAAUAAGUUCUCCGGUCCGAAUGGACGCUGAACCGGAGAACGAACAGAUGGACCCAACAGGAGGGAUCCAAGAGCCGAUGGCUGAGGACACGGCAGCAGAAGCAGACGUGGAAGCUGAAGUCACAGAGGAGUACGAGGCCAUAAGGGUUUUCUUUGCAGACCGCGUGGAGGACGACAAGAAAGUGGUGCAGUGGCGCAAGCGGCGCAAGAACUUUACGUCGAAGAAGAAAAAGGAGAAGUACGGUAAGAUCCUAAUUUACCACACGUGCCCAGAGGAUGUCCAGAAGGAGUUGGACAAGAGCAAGGCGAAAUGGUAG